Peronospora farinosa is the source of this 777-nucleotide messenger RNA. The record is from the annotation of a GenBank genome assembly. NCBI's taxonomy places the organism in Eukaryota, Oomycota, Peronosporomycetes, Peronosporales, Peronosporaceae.
AUGAGUAGUACCGGUGCCGGAUAUGAUUACUCGGCGGGUACGUUCUCACCUGAAGGCCGCAUUUUUCAGGUCGAAUACGCCAAGAAAGCCGUUGAGAACAGCGGCACAACAAUCGGUAUCAAGUGUACGGACGGUAUCAUCAUGGGAGUAGAGAAGACGCUAUUGAGUAAGAUGCUGGUGCCUGGUACGCACCGUCGAGUCUACGCCAUUGACCGUCACGUCGGUCUGUCUAUGGCGGGACUUGUGGCUGAUGGUCGUCAGCUCGUGAACCGCGCGCGCGAGGAGGCGCUUAACUACAAGAAGAAUUACGGCUCUGGUAUCCCACCCCACUUGCUAGCAGAGCGCAUGGGUCAGUUUGUACACUACUUCACGCUAUAUGGCUCCAUCCGGCCUUUUGGCACAGCUGUUAUGCUUGCUGGCUACGAUGAGGACACGAAAAAGUCCAGUCUCUACAUGGUAGAACCUUCGGGAGUCACCUACAGCUAUCGGGGUUGUGCUUUGGGCAAGGGCCAACAGUCGGCCAAGACAGAAAUUGAAAAGUACAAACUUUUUGACAUGACGUGCCGUGAAGCCAUGAAAUACGUUGCCAAGAUUCUCAUCACGCUGCACGAUGAGGUGCGUCACCCAUUCGAGCUGGAGCUAAGUUGGGUCUGCGAAGAGACGAACUGGCAACAUCAUCUGGUGCCGGACAACUUGCGCGACGAGGUGAACGAGUGGGCCGUCCAGUCUAUUAAGGAGGAUGAGAUGGCUGAUGACGACGAUGAUGACGAUGAGUAA